Molecule: messenger RNA, 7928 nt
Organism: Galleria mellonella (greater wax moth)
Lineage: Eukaryota; Metazoa; Arthropoda; Insecta; Lepidoptera; Pyralidae
Gene: wech
Product: protein wech
Exons: 2
Coding region: 379-2724 (781 amino acids)
Biological process (GO): proteasome-mediated ubiquitin-dependent protein catabolic process; protein polyubiquitination
Molecular function (GO): ubiquitin protein ligase activity; protein binding; zinc ion binding
Source: RefSeq, a predicted model, not a curated record
UCAUUCACCGCUGAUGUUUUCAGUGUUAUUUUGUGAUAAAAUAAUUAUAAUGUAAGCUAAUAGCUUACGGACUAUAUUUAAAUGUGAUUAUCGACGGUAUGUAGAGUUAGUGCAAUAAAAUUAUUGAAGUUAUUGAAGUUAUUUGGGACUCGUAGAAUAGGUCACUGCACCAAAAGAAAAGCUAUCCGUACAAUCUACCUGCAUUGUCAGGCAUUAAUAAUUUCUUGUAUAAUUACAUGUUGACUGGACGAAAGUUAUUGUACAUAUACUAAGAACUGAUGGUUAAUGAAUUCAAUUAACGGUAACCAGUAUCUUCAUGAUUUUACUUCAUGGACAUGAGUUAUUUUUGAUCUAAUGACGUGACGUGUGAUACUUAACAUGACGUCAUUCGCUAAUCUGACGCAGUCGCUAGCGUCCAAUCUGCCGUCCGCGUCGACAGCAUCCACCAGCGCCGCAUCCAGCCACAGCUCGAAUGACCAAGAGGACCCACUAGCAAUGACGCACAUCAUCUGCAAUCUCCUCGAAAACAUGAACAACCCCUCCAGCGUCCAGACGACUGCUUCCACUUCCGCCUCGUCUACAGUACCUUACGAUAUCUGGGCGCUACCUUCGUGCAGCUCCUUUCAAAACCCCAUUGGUACUAUAAGUCGUGAGUACAAUUCAAAUUCCAACAAUAAUCAGCAUCAUAUCAAAGAGGACAACUCGAGCGGUUCACCCGGUACAUCCUCCUCGGUAUCCAACACUUGUUUCCGUUGUGAAGAACGUACACCCACUACGCGUUGUUUGGAAUGCAACGAUAUAUUUUGUUAUGAGUGCUGUCAUAAAGUAACUUCGGACUGUCAGCUAAGGGAGCAUACUUUGCUGUCGUUACAUCAAGUUUCCCCAAUUGGUGUGAGACCCAACUCCGUCACCAAUGAGAAAGAGGUCAUAUAUUGUGAGCUUCAUUGCGACCAAGUCAGAUACUAUUGUGAGGCGUGUAUCAUUUUCAUUUGCCAAGAAUGUACCUUGUGGGUUCACAAAGAUCAUAGUUACACUCCUAUCAAAGGCGCAUUAGAUACGUGUCGCGUCAGCGUGUUUAGGGCUAUAGAAGAAACAAAAACUGGUACUAAAUUUAUAAAAACUGCUAUAGAUCGUGCAGUAGCUAUGUCAAAAGCGUAUGAAAAAGAGACAGCUGAAGCAAACAUGAAAAUUCGAAAAGCAAUGCGUUGUUAUGCACAAGCUGUUGAAGACCGUGAAAAAUAUUUAUUGGAUAAAGUAGAGAAAAUGCGUCAAGCGAAAAUGAACGAGCUAUCUGAUCAUAUGAACACACUUCGUGGUAUACUUGCCGGAUUAGCACAUACGAAUGAAACUCUAGUGCGUUGCAUGGAUUCCGAGGGGAUUGAAUUAUUUACGGCCAAAGAUAAAGGCAAGGCUCAAGUGGAAUAUUUUUCUUGCAUGUUUAAGAAGAUGCACGUCACCGAAGAAAAAAUUAUGUUUAUGCCACCUAACUAUGAUUUGGUAGACCAACUGAAAAGACAAUGUGACGUGCAGCCAGUACCAGCAAGUCAAAUACACAGCGUCAACACCGUGUCAUCACUUCAUUCGAGACAAUCAUUUUUAUCAUCUUUACAAUCAGCUCAGCCUUAUACUCCUUUAACCUACAAUAUUUCAGCUACAAACACUCUGAGAUCAUUAACUGAUUACACUAACAGUCAUACAAGAUCUACCAAUUAUUACGACCAUAGCAUUACAUCCAGUGUAGCAACAGAACCCAAUCCUGCUCGAGGUAUCGGACAAGCUAUACCAGGGUACUGGAUAUCAGUAACAAUGAGACCAACGAGAAACCCAGUUCCUGGAGUUCCUAUGUUCUCCUUCGGCCGUGAAGGUCAAGACGAAGGCCAAGUAUCGAGGCCAUGGGGUUUAUGUGUCGAUAGAGAAGGUAACAUCAUAGUCGCAGAUCGACGAAAUAACCGUAUACAGAUAUUUAAUUGUAGAGGUGAGUUCAAGACUAUGUUUGGUUCUAAAGGAACUGGUCCUGGAGAAUUUGAUCUUCCAGCAGGCAUAACUACCGACACUUAUGGUCGUAUAAUAGUAAUUGAUAAAGAUAAUCACCGCGUUCAAAUAUUUACAUCUUCUGGAAAUUUCAUCCUCAAAUUUGGUUCUUUCGGCAAAGAAUGCGGCCAAUUUCAAUAUCCUUGGGACGUUGCGGUGAAUACAUUGGGGAAUAUGGUUGUCACCGAUACUCGUAAUCAUCGCAUCCAAUUAUUCACUAGUGAUGGCACUUACAUAACCAAAUUUGUUUUCGAGGGCGCUAAUCCAGCGAAAAUGCUAAAAGGACCGACAACUCCGAGAGGUGUAUGUUUUACUACUUUAGGAAAUAUUAUAGUGUCAGAUUUUGAAAAUCAUCGUUUGCUUAUGGUUGAUCCGACCCUUUCUAAGGUCUUACAGUGUGUAGGACGCGAAGGAUCUGGUAUCGGUGAACUUAACCGCCCCUCGGGUAUAGUAACAGACGACGAAGGACGUAUUAUAGUAGCUGAUUCUAAGAACCAUCGCGUGCUCGUGUUUACAACUGAACUGCGAAUCUUAUGGGCUGUAGACUUGAAGAGCCCAGGUCUUGAUGACAAGGACCGGCCAAGCGACGUUGCACUGACUCCAGAAGGAUAUCUAGUGGUACUGUUCGAGACACUGCCUGACACUGCUCGUGAUAUUUCUUCCCACGGCAAGCAAUACAUUAAAGUAUAUUAAAUAUUUUUAAGACAAACUAAGCUCAUGGACCUAAGGUCCUUCAAAAUUUAUUAUGUUUUCUUUUUUAUGUUGUGAUUUUUUUGAUAAUGUGCCAAUUUUAUAUUAUUAACAUCCAAAAGGAACAAACCGAAUCGAGCAUAGCUUGGGCGGAGAGUCAAAAUUUGCUCAUAAAGUCAUACGCAAAUUGAAAUUAAUUCUCCUUAAACCUUAUUAUCAGUUGUGUUACCCUAGUAAUCGAUUUUGUUUCCGCAUUCAACUAGUCUUUAAGGACCAAACUAUGCAGCGUUUAUUUGCGUCAUAAUAAUAUAGAAUAGCAAUAAUUUUACGUAAUUUACACUACUAAAUUGUAAAGACUCUGUUUUCAAUGUUAAGUAAGCUCUGGUCCUAGUUUGUCAAAUUGGCAAUACUCGAGGCCAAUUUAGAAUUACUCAUUUUUGAUAAGCAUGUAUGAAACGAUAUGUGACUGUAGAAUAAUAACGAAAAUAACCAGGUUAAAAGAAAAAAAAAGAAAAGUCGUAAUUUCUAUUAUAGCAUCAAUUAAUACAUGCCCUAUUCACUUACAAUUACUAAAAAAAUCAAUAUUAAACAUAACAGAGUAAAGUUAUAGAAAAAUCACAUUGUGAUGUAAAAGAUGUUUUUAUCGAUUUAAAAUGAUAUAACUUUAAAAGUAUUUUUCCAAAAUGUUAGAUUUUGCGUUUUUAUGUUGGUUGAAACAAACGUUGAUAUAUGUAUUCGUAUAAGUUAUUUUCUAUAUUAAUUUAGGAUCGUACUGAUAUUUUUAUUGUAGUUGUUAGCAUUUUUAUCCUGUAAUUGGCUGAAUGAAUAUUGGUUAAAUUACUUUUGUUCGAAUUAUAACGUAAAAAUUGGCUUUUAUUCGUGGGAAAGCGAAUAGCGUGAAUGAACAAAGAAAUUAAUGCAAUAAAACUUUAAGACUGACUUAAGAAGACUGUCUUAAAGAUGUCGAUUGCGACGGGCAGUAUGCGACAGCAGUUAUGUCGCUAGGUCUGACGUCUUCUUUUGAUGCGAUUUUUAUUACCAAAAUUAGAAAUUAUAAUCGUUUCUGAAAAUUCAUAGGUAUCUUUAUGCCAUUUUGACACCUUAUUGUUUUGUAUUAAGAGACGUGAUAUUUUUAUUUUCGUGUGCAUAUUGUUUUUUUUUUUUUUUUUUAAUAUUAUAUCGGUAGGAAUAAUUUGAACUGCCUGAAUCUAUUAUUUUAAUAUUAUAUAGUGAAUAUACACUGAAUGUUCUCAAUCACUCUGAUACUGGGAACUUGCUAUUAUAUGCUAUCACAUAUAUUCACUUAGUUAAACAAAAUGUUAUUGUACAUAAUUAAAAAAAUAAUAAUAAGAAAGAAAUCAUAAUACUUAAUAUUUUGCUGUUUACAGUAGCUAAUUUAGAGAUAUUCUUCUACAUAUUGAUUAUUUUAAUUACUUAAUGUUUAUCACAUGUUUGUAUACAGUCGAAAUUUUCGUAUUAGUUCAAAUAUUGUAGAGAAAUUCUUUUCUUAAAUUUUAUACACUAAGUAAUCUAUUUUACAAAUAUAUCGAUUAUAUUCGAUAAUCAAUACCUACUAUGUGUUCAGUCAAUAUGUGUUCACUUUAGACUAUAAAUAAAUUUAGUUGCAUGCCUAUUAACGUAAAGUUAAAGCGUUUGUUAUUGUGGCAAUAUAACUAGCUAGCUAGGUGCACUGACUUCUCUCGGUGUCAGUGGUUGGCACACGUUCCCAGCAGUUUUUAUUAAUCAAGGUUUUUAUAUCGUAGUGCGGUGAAUCGCUGACCACGACACUGACGUGAUACGGUCAAUGGGAGUAAGCACACCACCAAAAUUGUUAUAAUUUUACGAAUAUUGAACGCCGCUCCGGCCUUAUAAUUGUAGUAUAUAUAAUAUAAGAGUUUAUGUGAUAGUAAUAAAAUUUUACUCAACACGCGAACACAACUCAAAAUGGCCGCAACUAAUUCCUUGGCCAAUAGCAUUCGUUCCGUAAACAUUACUCUCUGUGGGCAUACUCCCUAAUAUUGUUACUGCUUAUUAGUCGCCAUUAUAUAUAAACUUAAGGAUUCAUCUAAUAUUAUAUUGAACAAGUUCUUUAGUGAAUAACAAGCAUUAUAUUCGUGUAAGUUUUGCGCAAGAAUGCCUAAAACAUUCACCCAAUAAGUAAUAACUAAAGCAUAAUAAUGAUAUGGUCGAUGAGUGGCAUUUUCUUUAGACUAACAUUUUUCACAAUUUUGUACUUAGGGUAACACUAGUUUAAGUGAGUUAAGGUAAUGAAAAACGUUUUAAGUGGUAUACUAUAGUAUGGACACUUGACGCUUCAAACAAAAAUUUUCUAGUGACCGAAAGAUGUAAUUAGAUAUAACAAAAGAACUGAUUAUAUAUGUAAAUAAUAUUGACUGUAUCGAAGAAUAUCUAAAAGUUGAAAUUUAAUUGAGAUAAGAAAAUUGUUGUUUGAAGUUGUUUCACUUAGUUAACUUGGCGACGUAUGUACUGUACGUUUAAUUUAUCUUAUAAGAGCUAUAAGCACUAAGAAUGUUUGUACGUGUUCGCAGGUUCGUAUUUAGUGUAUGUCUAUCGAUAUAAGUAUUUUUUUUCUGAAAUCGACUUUUAAUAUUGCUGUGUGGUCGUAGCGUAUUUUGACAUACAUUUGUUCAUUUAAAGUUAAGGUUAAAUAUAUACAAUUAUUAUAACUGUGACAAUUAAACUUUACCAAAAUUAUAUAUUGAGAAAGAUACUGUAAGUACAUAAAUAGUAUACUACCGCUAGUGUACUCCUGCGAUACAGAACAAUCCGUGCAGUCUGUAAAAGCUCUUUAAAAAUACAGUUUUGCGUCUAGGCGGUAAAUCAUAAAAUUUCAAUGAUAAAUCAUUCUUAUUUAAUUUCCAGUAAUAAUGUGAUGUUUUAACGUUUCAUUUUUUUUUCAGUGCCAUUAUUAAAGUAUUACGUUAUAUUUAAAAUAAUUAUGUUGCAUGAAAUGCAAUUUUAAGUGAUUAAUUUUCAAAAGUAGUUUUUAACGUCAAAAUCCAAUUAAACUUCCUUUUCCACUAACAACGAAUCUCAUUUGUUUGUGAAAUAUAGAACUGUUUUAUAAUAUAAUCGAGUAGAUACGCUCAGUUUAUUGGAUUUGCCUGGCAAAGUCCGUCAUUUAGAUUAUGUAUAGAUGGUUGCGCUCCAAGAAUGUUACCUAGUCUUUCAUAAUUGAAAAAUUCAAAAUUUUUAUCUACUGCUUCAGUAUCGAAAUUUUUCAAUAUUCUAAUAAAGUAACAAAAUAUAACAUGUAACCGAAAAAGCAAUCUACAUAGCCUCGUUUUGCAAAAUUUUCUUUUUUUAUAUAUAAAUGUUGUAAAAUUUAACAUUACAUCUAGUGUCUAAUGUGUGUAAAACAUAGUGGACAUUGUAAAAUUUAGCUAAAAGCUGGUGAAGCAUUACUUAAUUUUAAUAACACAUUUUAUUUGAUAUGAUUUAGUUAUGUUAUUAUUUUUUUUUUUUUUGUUACUUUCCUCCAUUUUGUGGUAGUAUCAAUUAUAUUUCUAUAAUAUUUGUAAGUAACCUUGCUGUUAUUUGUAAUACGUACCUGAACUCUAUGAUUGAGACCUGCGCACUAGAUACACUCCUCCUAGGACAAAUUUUUCCUCUUGACCUUCCACAAUUUGAAAUCGAAAUCAUUUGCAGCAUUCAUAUCAGAAAUCAUUAGUGGCCGUUCUAUCAAUCAAACUGCACAUUAUUCUCAACAAAACAUAAGUCGAAAAAUGAUAAAGCAAUAAAAUUAAACCUAUGUUAACUAGUCAGGGAGGCUCUAAAUUGUUUGUCUUAUUUCGAGCAAAUUUCCUAUAGAGAAAAAUAUUCAGUUUCUAUGGUAGAAAAUAAAAGAAUGCUAAUGAUUUUCAUUUCACUAAUUCGUUAGCAGAUAAAAAUAUACGUAGAGGAUUGUGCAUUGUGUCCAGGCCCAUACGUGACGUUUAUAUUAUUCUUUCACUCGACGGCAAUCUUGUAACAUUUAGCCACUUUCAAAAGGUAGAGCUACAAUGUUAUAUCGAUAUUUUUGAUACAACCAUGAAAUAGACGAAAGAUUUUGAUCGUCCUAACGAUUUAGAGAAAUAUUGUGAGCCCUGCUAGUUGCUAGCAGUAAAAUUGUGGUUUUGUGAUAGGUACAAUAAAAUUGAGAACUUAAUAACAUUUAAUACGUGAUGAUAAAAUUUUUUUACGAAUUUUUAAUGUUUAAUGUAUUCGGCGACACUUCGAUUGUGAAUUAGAUGACAUGCCAGCAGUUGUUUUGUAUACACAAAUAUUAUUGCGACCGAAACGUGACCGCGUAAUUUGAGACAUAACACUGAAAUUGUAUAUUAUGAUACAUAGCUGUACGAUUAUGAGAUUUUAGCAAAAUUGUAUUCAACCUUUUUUGUGCUAUUUUUGUAACGUUAUCUAGGCGCUUGUGUUGUGUUAGAUUUAGUGUAAUAAAAUUCGUCCAUCUCCCUUUCCUUGGUGCAAUAUACGCGCAUAAUGCGCGGGGCUCGGCCUUUUCGGUCCCGCGCCCGUUCUAACCUCGUAGUAACAUCGCGCAGUAAAGGGGGAUGAAUGAAAUCAAUAUCAUAUGUAACUGAGAUAAGUAGUAUUUUUGUACACGCACCUCGGCUCUCGGGCAUAGAUGGAGCCACGCGUCGGCGGCUAGUGCCGCGUACGCCGUUGGUGGUUAGUUGUGUUCAAGUUAAAUAACCGCAUCUACCUCACUUGUAAUGCAUUGAAGACUGAUUGGUAUUAAUGUAACGGUGGUCAGAUCACCGAUUUAGAAGUCUGUUGUCUACUAACAAUUUUAGUUUCUUCAUAAGGUUUUAUUAGAUAUAGAACAUAAAAGCGUCCAGAGUCUCUAUCGAAGAUGCCCGUUUUGGAUUUAUUAGAAGAAAUGGAGCGAAUUAUAAUUGACACGGUCCGUAACAGAAAAGUUGUGAGAUACUUUUUUAAAGUGGACAACGUUCUUUUUCUUUUAUAUAUCUUUCUAUAUCUUACGUUAUUCUUCUGUAAUAUUGUUGAAAGAAGACUGAAAUUUUAUAAAUGUUCCUAUAUUUUAAUUUAGAAUAAUUUACUACUACCAUAUUUGAUUUACAUUAUUUUUACCGCUUUGGUAAUAGUUACUUUGAUCUUUAUAAUCUUAUCAAUUGUGUAUGACGCUAUAUAAUGUCAUGAAAUUUUUGAAAAUUUUAAUCGAAUUUUGU